Molecule: messenger RNA, 11213 nt
Organism: Lymnaea stagnalis (great pond snail)
Lineage: Eukaryota; Metazoa; Mollusca; Gastropoda; Lymnaeidae
Source: the annotation of a GenBank genome assembly
CUGUGCUUGAACAACCAUCCACUUCUGCUGAUAACGAUCGGGACACAUUAUUACCAUGCUGGCCCCAGCGUUGUUAAAAAAAAAAAAGAUAAAAUGUUUAGUGCUGGUUUGAGGAAGCCUAACUGUCUAUGAGGAUAUCAUUAAAAACAUUUUUUUUUAAAAAUCGGAUUCGAAUCCGCCAAGGUAAAAAGGAUGUUUAAUGGACGUGUCUUUUAAAUUGACAUGGCCAUUAGAUUUUUCAGUAGUGGUUUUUUUUUUUCGUUUUUUUUUUGGUUUGUUUCUUUGAUUUAUUUCUUGAUUUUUGUGUGUGGAGCCUUUUGUCAAGUAAGUUAAAACUACUGUCAGCCGGAUGUGAAAAUACAAACUAAGCGAACAGUUUCUAUUACAAUUUAAAUGCAAUGACGUUUGCUGUUCAAGUUAAUUAAUUGAAGCGCAUAUUCUAUUUCAAAGACGGUGCUUGAAAAUGUGCCGUUCGACAAGGUCCUGUUGAAUUAAAGCCAUUUGUUAGUACAGCUUUGUGCAUUGCGAUGAACUUGAAAAUGUAUAUGUAGAUUUGAAGAAAAAAAGUCGACUUUCGUAUUUGCACAUUUAUUUUUUAAAAAAAAGAAGACAUUUUGUGAGCGCGUCUCAACAAAGGUAUUUAAAGUAUUUAAAGUAUUUAAAGUAUUUAAAGUAAAGUAUUUAAAGUCUUUAAAGUAUUUAAAGUCUUUAAAGUAUUUAAAGUCUUUAAAGUAUUUAAAGUCUUUAAAGUAUUUAAAGUCUUUAAAGUAUUUAAAGUCUUUAAAGUAUUUAAAGUCUUUAAAGUAUUUAAAGUCUUUAAAGUAUUUAAAGUCUUUAAAGUAUUUAAAGUCUUUAAAGUCUUUAAAGUAUUUAAAGUCUUUAAAGUAUUUACAGUAUUUAAAGUCAGCCAAUUAUUAUUAUUAUAUGUGUUCUUUAAAGAUGCCCACAUGGGGCAGUGGAGAAGUUAUUCAGAUUAACAUACGAAAAUGUCAACCGCAUAAAUUAUUUUAAGAUUAUAUCAAAUUGAAACACAAUAGAAGCUUGUACAAUUUGUGCACUUUAAAAAAAAAUGUAUCUGUAAAGAAAAAAAUACCUCGAGCCAAAUUUUGUUUAAUUUUGAUUUUUUAAAAGCACACAUGAAUUAAUAUGCUCAUGUGUUUAAUAUAUUUUAGGACAUGAUCAACACUAAAUAAUUAAAAGCACUCAGACCGGUUUGAAUUUAUCCUCAUGGUUAAGAGAUUCAUGGCGGGUAUCUGGAGAGCAGAAUUUCUCCCGAUGGUGAUCCUCUUACCGGAACUGGUUUCAGAGUCUUGCGUUGCCGGUCUACGAAUCACGAAUAAUUUUUUUUUUUAUCUAAUAAAAAUUUAAUUACAUAGAUACGGCACCGGUCGCUAUUAAAAUAAAACUUGGAGAUACAAUGUCUUAAAGCACGAACGUAGUCUUAACAUAAUGCUCCCUUGAAUAUCCUCCCUGAUCUUUGCUGUCAAUAGUGUGACAAAAAAUCCGUUAAAAAUAUACAACUGUAGUUAUUUAAAAAACGAAAAAAAAACAAUAUCAACAUUACACCUCACAGUACUGUGUCAUUUAAAACUGAUUCAACCUUAUCGGUAUUUCGACUACGGCGUUGGCAUAAUUUAACAUUGGGUUUUAAGACCUUAAUCUACUAUCAGGUUUUCUAAUGACGUGAUAACAAGCUCAGCCAAACAAAUUGCUGCAUGUGUUGUUGUUUUUGUUAAAGAUAUUUCAUGUCUAUCAUUAACAAUAUAUCAAUAAACAAGGAGACGAAUGACUGCCUAUCGGGAGACUAAGUUUUUAAUAUCUAGGACUUUAAGUAAACACAAUGACUUUUUAAGUCCAAAAAAAAAAAAAUGGGUAAAAAAUAAAAAUGCAGAGAGUAUCGCCAAGCAUGGAAACGAAGAGCAUCUGUUCGGUUUGAGUGGAAGGAUAUUUUGCGGCAGGUCCAAGCCCAUAUGGGCUGUAGGGCCACAUAGAUGGCAGUAAGGAUGUGUUGAGGCAGGCCAAAGCCCCAUGUGGGCUGUAGGAUCACAGGGAUGAAUGGAAGGAUGUGUUGAGGCAGGCCAAAGCCCCAUGUGGGCUGUAGGAUCACAGGGAUGAUUGGAAGGAUGUGUUGAGGCAGUCCAAAGCCCCACGUGGGCUGUAGGGCCACAGGGAUGGAUGGAAGGAUGUGUUGAGGCAGGCUAAAGCCCCACGUGGGCUUUAGGGCCACAGGGAUGAAUGGAAGGAUGUGUUGAGGCAGGCCAAAGCCCCGCGUGGGCUGUAGGGCCACAGGGAUGGAUGGAAGGAUGUGUUGAGGCAAGCCAAAUCCCUACAUGGGCUGGAGUGCCACAGGGAUGGAUGGAUCCACAUAGUUCCAAAGCAAAAUGUCCAAUGUGUGGUCACAAGUUAUUAUGCGAAACGAUACAUGGUAUGUAAUGAGCACCACUGAUCUUAAGCCCAUGUCUGCCACUGAUCUUAAGCCCAUGUCUGCCACUGAUCUUAAGCCCAUGUCUGCCACUGAUCUUAAGCCCAUGUCUGCCACUGAUCUUAAGCCCAUGUCUGCCACUGAUCUUAAGCCCAUGUCUGCCACUGAUCUUAAGCCCAUGUCCACAUUUCUUAAAUCAUAUUCUUACCUACUAAGAAUUUUGUAGUUUUAAAAAAAAAUUGCUGUUCACUUAAAAAAUGUUAACACGCUCGACUUAAAGACUCUAUACCGUCAAUUUUCGUUUUGAAGGUUGCAACAUAGUUUUCGGGUAAAGAAUUGUAGCUACUUCUUAAGCUGAUAUUGAGUUUCUAUUUAGAGGAUUUACUGUGUUAUGAUCAAGUGAUGUAGAGUUAUUGUAAUAUUUCGUCUCGUUUGUAAUUUUUUUUUUUGAAGGAUAUUUGUUAAAAUUAAAAGUGAGAGUGAAAUUUUUUUUUUUAAAUAUGCUGAAUCGCAUAACACAAUUUAGAACGUGAUGUAGUUUGCCCUUAAAAACACUGCCUGAAGAAAAGGAGUCGUGCCUCAAACAAAGCAUGGGAACCUCUGAUAUAACAUCUUCAUUUGCGUUGUGCUAUUUUUUUGGAUUAAGCUAUAAAUAUGCUACACAGUUCUUUUUUUUUUCAAUUAGCGAGAUAAGCGUCAGUGCUAUCUUGUCCAGCGUCAGAUUAAGUGAAGACACUCGUUAAGUCCUGCGACGGGAAAAAAUGAUCAGACACUAGAAAUGACACGUGGAAAGAAUGCAACGAAGACUGAAACCGGAAAUGAUAAUAUUCUUUAAAAAAAAAGAACUACAACUGUAACAAACUGUAAGCCAUUUACAUAAAAGUUAUCCUAAGCCCAACUACGUUAAAUGGAUUCUACUGUAUAAUAAUCACACCUUGAAGGAAACCUCGUUAAAACUAUUUAAAAAAAACAAUAUAAAUAAAAGAUGGACCAUUAGCAAAAGUGCAGCCUUCCCUGCAGUUGUAAUAUCCAAUCUGCAAUCAUUCAAUACAAUCUAUCAUUUCUUAUGUUUUAGAAAGCGGUUUAGUACUUAAUGGAAAGCUUAUUUUUAGACACGGUUAUUUCAUAUUUAGUUGUUGUUUUUUUAAAAAAUGUUUAGUCAUCUAGUAUUAAAAUAUUGUUUAGAAUGUAAAAAAAAAAAAAAUUAAAAAAAGCAAGCACCACCCCCCCCCCACUUUCUUUUUGCUUUGAUUUAUGUUACUUCAAUACCUACUGCUGAUAAAGUUUGAGAGGGACGUAAUAUAUAAAUAAAAAUAAAUUUUUAUAAUUAAAGAUAUUGACUUUUUUUUUAUACUUCAGUUGACUUAUUGGUGAACCAGACAUGGCCGCGUCAAGGAACCAGUUAAACCUGGUGGUUCUCAAACUACAGCUGCUGGAAGAUGAGCUGGGGAAGCUGUACGAAGGAGUGGAGCGCUACUGUAACGAUGUAGGUGUCGAUACCCUUGUUGAAAGUUAUCUCUUGUAUCAACAGUUGAAAUGAAUGGUGGAGUCGUGCUAAAUUCAUUGUCAGGAGGUGCUGUACGUUGUAUUUGCCAAAUGUGCUUUAUGAAGAAAAAAAAAAUCUAAAAUGUCAUGAAGCAGAAUGAGUUACUGAAGAGGCUGUGGACCGAUGCCAGUGUGUUCUUGGAAAUAACAGUUUUAUUCGCUCUAACAGUAUGGGACGAACCGUGGAGAGAAUGAAACAAUGAAGCGGAAUUAUGUCCCCUUUCCAGAAGAUGAAGUAUUUUAAAAAAUGAAUUUAAGCAUUGCGAACACGUUCUCAGCAUAUUGUAAUGUAACUCCGAUAAGAAAAUACUGAUUGAAAAUUUACGGAUACUAUGAAGCAUUCUUUAGUGGCACUCGAGCCUAGUUUAAUAGAACCACAGCAUACUGUAAAAGAAAUGGUCAUGUUAUAAAAGAGCUCCAGUCUAAUGUAAUGCACCUGCCGCCCAUUGAAAUAAAACUCCAGCAUAUUGUAAUACAACUCCAGCAUUUUGUAAUACAAGUCCAAGAUAGUGUAAUACAGCCCCAGAAUAUUGUAAUACAACUCCAACAUUUUGUAAUACAACUCAAGAAUAGUGUAAUACAGCCCCAGAAUAGUGUAAUACAACUCGAGCCUUUCGUAAUACGCUACAGGCGUUUACAAAUAGCAUGCUGUUCUCACAACCAAUAAAUAUUGGGUUCGCAAACUCUAGCCCAUACACAUUUUCAUCCGGGCCACCUGGCUUCAAUUGGCUUAAAUAUUGCUGUCUUAACAGUUCCAUAUGUCGUGUAGACAUUUAUUUGGUAACAGCUCGACAUUAAAACAAUAUACAAGAAAUUAUAUUUUGUAUUUAAAUUGAACAAUUAAAACAGUCAAGCGAUAUUUAAACAAAUUGUUCCAGAUUAAUUAUCAUAUUAAAAUGUGUAUUCAACAAAUUAUUAUGUUUUUCACGGUGCCCUGACGUGAAGAGACCCUUACGCCAACAUAUUUUAUUGGAUCAUUUUAUUUAAACAAUAAUAAUUAAUAUAUUUUUUUAUCGAUUUUUAGCCACUUGAAGUAAGGGGCGAGUUCAGUUAACACGGCAGUGCAUGUCCUCGCGGUCAUUGUUUAUUUAGUGAAACCAUCACAAACUUAACAUAUGCCAAAUCGUAACUUUUCACGAAUGUUAACAUUUGUUAAUAUGGUUCAAAUUAAUAUUGUAACUAUGAAACUAAUCUUCCGGCUUCUGUACUAUUUUUUUUUUUUUUUUCCCCCCCCCCCCCCCCUCUUUGGUUUCUAGAUCAUCAACAAGGGAGCAGAGAGCAUCAGUAGGCGAGGCACACGAGACGGAGCCAUCAACGAGUUCCUCGUGGCGUACGAACACACUCUGAGAUUCAUCAAGGAGAAGAUCAAACAGAUGGAGAAAUACAGUAAAUUCACUUCUUUGGGUUUUGUAGGAAACACUCUACGUAGGGAAAAUGUACUUGGAGGCAGCGGUCCCACACCAGCAGCCAUUUUGUUUUCUAUAUAUUAAGUGGCGGCGCUGGUUGUUGUGUUUUUUUGGGCCUAGUGCAAAAAAAAAUAUUUUUUUUAAACAAAUAGAGGUUGGGGGGGGGGUGCGGGGGGGGCAGAGCCUGUUGGAUUUUACCAAUUACUUCACAUUUCUUUUAAAAAAUAGUCAAAUUUAGGUUUGGAAAACGUUCACUAGUUUAAAAAUAAAUGACUUUAAUUCAAAAAAAAAAAAAAUUUAAUUCAAUACCUUCACCCCCCCCCCCCCAUUUUUUAAAAAUUUAACUUAAAAGCGUAAUUAAGCGCGAAAAAAAAAGACACGAACAGUCUAGCUUUUUUUGAAAAUAUAUUAAACAAAGAUCUGGUAUGUUUUAAGUCAAGUAAAACAAAAAAUUCUGGGGGGUAAGCAUCUUUUAAAGAAAUUUUGGUCAUAGGUUAGUUAUAUUGAACUUUAAAUACACAAAUGACGCUAGUUCGUUGUUAAAAAAAACAAAAAAAUCAACAACACACAACACAUUUUUCCCCGUCCCUCAAAUCUAUCCUUCUCAUUGCAAGUAUAUUCUUAGCAGUGUAAAAAAAAACGAUUUUGUAACAAAUUAUGUGUAGCAUUGUAUGAUAAUUAUUUCACCUUAAACAUAUUAUAAUAAAUAAAUGUUUUCAGCAAGGGUCCCGCGUAUAACGCAGCGCGUGUCCAAGACCGGGCCCUCAGAAACUCCGAUGUUCAAAGUCAUCACCAACCUGGAGACAUUACGUGACCUCAAGCGGCAGUUUCAUCAAAUGAUAACAAACCUAUUAUCAGAGGUCAGUGGGUCAUGGCGUUGUUCAGGAUCUGAGUGAUAUUUUUUUUUUUUUUUUUAAACUCUAGAGCAGUGCUUCCCAAACCUUAAUUUCUUCUGUGGACCCUAAUGAUUAAGUUUCACGCCCUAAAAAAAGAAAAUACUUAUUUUUUACUGCAUAUAUAUAUAUAUAUAUAUAUAUAUAUAUAUAUAUAUAUAUAUAAUUUUAUAAAAUAAGCAAAGCAAUGUUUAGAAAAAAUAUAGAAUGCAUCCUGGUAAUUUAAUUUAUCAAUAUGAAUUUUAAAAAAAAUAAAACUCUCGUUUUAAAGUGAAAAAAAUUAUUAUUUUUUUUAAAACUUUAGAUGAUGUCUAUGGGCAAACGGUUCAUAAAAAAUCAAGAUCCCAAGCGACUUAACCACGACGAACAAAAAUCAUAUAAAGACAGAACAACAUCUGGGCUCUACGCUGACCGACUUGAUAGCGAUACGUUCAUGGAAAGUUCCAUUCCACGUAGGGCGAGUCUGGACGUUCGAUCGAGCCGAGAUAAACAGGUCCCCGUGUUUGACUCAAGGAGGGGCAGCCUGGACUUAAGAUCGUCCCGAGAUGGUCGCAGAACGGGUUUCGAUGCACAAAAAGAUGUACCGCUACGUUUCAAAAGCGCAUUUCAACCCCUUUACCCCAGGCUGGAAACGCAGCAAGAAAUUCAAAUUCCGAAGGCACAGGUUAAGGAUGAUCUAAACAGAGCCGGCCAGGACGGUCAGAUAUCCCUGCUGGACUUACCAAGACUGGGUUUCGCAGAAGUAAAUCGUCACCUGGAGUCUUGUCUACUCUUCGUUAUGGACAUACGACUAGAAUUUGGAGGUACACAUUUGUUUACAAGUGAAUUAAUUUGAUAUAAUUUUUUUUUAAAUAAAAAUAUUUUUUGUCUUUCAACCAAUGUCUUGAAGAGGGAACCACAGCCCUAACCUUUUUAUUUAUUUGUAAACAAUUUCUUAAAACGAUGUGUACGUGGUAAUCUUGAUAGAACUUAUUUUAAAUCUCAUGUUUUACGGAAGUAGGUUUCUCAUUGUCCGUAUUUUUAAAAAAAAAUUAUCAUUUAUAUUAACUUUGCUUUUGCUCGUGGCUGGCACAAUUUUCGGUCGGUUAAUUGACCUACUUGCCGUCAACCUAUCGAGCUGAAACUUGGCACAUGUCGAUGACAACGUAUUCUUUCAAAUUUUAGUCCCAACCUCUAAAAAUUAGUUUUUUUCAUUUUUGUCAAGGAAGGUUGAAGUAAAUAUUAUGAUACUGAUUUCAUGAUAUAUAAAUUCCUAAAAAUGCGCUAAAUGUGAUUCUGUAAAAAAGAAAAAGAAACAUUGGCGUGUAAUAUUCUAUAGUUUUUUUUUCUAAACUUGUUCUUUAAAAAAAUCUGCGGUAGCAAGCCUUGUUUGAUGGAGUGGGUGGUGGGGGGAGGGGGGGGGUUGAGGAAGAGCACUAAUUGGGAUGAUCAUCAAGAGUGUUACUUGAAUGCAUGUUUUGUCAAAUUUUCCACCCCACAUCACAUUGAUCGAUAUUACAUUAAAAAAAAAAAUCAUACCGAAAAGCUUUGUUUUUGAGGUUAAUUUUUUUUCUCCAAAUAAUUAUAUUGGCUAUUACUAUUAUUGUUUUAGAGCACGAGGAAUUCAACAUAGAGGACGUCCUAUCAAUGCUUCAUGGCGGUGGAGUCAAGCAAAUGCUGACAUCUACAUCCAACUCAUCUCCAGCAGCAUCUUCUCAACAGAGCCAAUCGUUAGGUAAGAUGUGCGUGUCUUUUGAACGCUGAUGGCGCAUACUUAACUUACCUACAGAACAAGGAAAACUUACCCCUUGAUACAUUAUUAAACUCUCAGAAACGAUGGCACCACAUUAACGAUAGUGCCCAAUCAGCGACAGUACAAUAGAAUCGAUAGUGCCAUGUAAACGCUAGUGUCAUGCAUCGUAUAGUAUUAUAUAAAAGAUAUUACCACGAUAAUUCCAUUUCAACGAUACUACCAUUAUAAACUAUAGUAUCCUAUAGAGCAUGUUCCUUUAAAGGUAAUGUGUGUCUUCUUUUAGUGUGUUCUUUUAGGACCGAAGUGAUGGUGUCACAAUGCUCUCACCGUGUUUGUGCAUGUAGUGACAGUAAACACAAGUUUGUGACGCAAUGUUUAACGCGCAUAUCAUUGUGGGGUAGUUCUGUGUUCUCGUCCACGAAUAACAUGGAUGGAUCCACAAUAGGGACAAAACUAAGCACUGAGUUCAUGGACGGAUGAUUGAUUACUGCCUCAUAUAAUGUUCCUUAAAUAGAAACGCUCAAACAAUAUGCCGUAGCUGUAUUUGGUGUAUUAAAUUAUUACAUCAAGAAAUGGCGUCAGCGGGGCGAGUUUGCACUCUUUAUGCCCCCCCAAAUUAUCCCUCCCCGGCCCAACGUAUCGGGCCGCGGAGCGGCACGUUGGAGAUGCCCCCUCGUCAGCACAGCCCCCACCCGGGCCCCUUUGGUGUAAUAGAAAUACUCAAUUAAACGAUUCUUUACUACUUACUUUAAUCCCCAAAUUCUUGGCUUUAAACAUUUCAGAAAAUCUAGAGAAGAGAAUAGGGGCCCUGGAGGCCAUCGCUCGGGCCAAAACAUCAGAAGAAGAACUUGUACCCAAAACGCUUCCACCGGCUGAUACAGAAAGGCUCAAUAUCCCAUCGCAGAAUUGCGAAGGUUGUGACCUCAAAGUGAGACAACUGGAGGAGCGGCACCGCGUCCUGGCUAAAGAUUACGACGACAACAUGCCGCUGGUGAAGAACUCGAUCGCGAUGAUCGUCCAGGAGAUCGAAGAGCUGAACGAGAGGUUCGAUUCGUUCAAGCGAAUCUUCGCCGCGAGCAAGUCGGAAAGCCAGCGGAUGCUAACCACCAUCGGCAGGCGCAUGAGCGACGUGGAGUGCAAGGACAGCUCUAAGAGAUUAAGCUGCGGGGAGGGUGCGGAAAAAGGAGUUGGCCAGGGGAGGAGGCUGAGCACGCCCGAAGGGAGCACCUCGGAUAACGGAAGUGGGGUGGCGCGUGCCGAGGUUACGCUGUCGUAUAACGGAGACGACGUCUUUGAAGAGGAAAUCAAAAGUCACGCGAACGGCGUAGGUAAAGGAGAGACAGACGUAACACUGAGCGUGAAGAGUGGUGAGGAGAGUGUGACGCGAGACUCGAGGAGUUUACUGGACGUUGAGGAGAGAUUGCUGGCCAGAUUGAGAGAAGAGACGAAGAAGGAUUUGUCGGGGGCCGUCGAGCAUAUUCAGGAAAUUGAUGCGAAGGUAAGACUUUUUUUUAGGGUGAGGGAAUAGCCGUCUAUCCUUUCUAUUGCCAUUCCUUGUAAAUAAUCGAUAGUUAUUAAUUACGAUUAAAAUAAGAAUAAUUAUUGUAUAAAAUAAUUGAAGUAAAUAGCAAAGCAACCAAUUUAUCUUUUUUCUUUUGGUUGCUGAUUCAUUACAAGGAAUGCCGUUACAAAGGCAUAUUUAUAUAUAUAUNAUAUAUAUAUAUAUAUAUAUAUAUAUAUAUAUAUAUAUAUAUAUAAUUUUUGUAAUAAGUAAAUAAUCUAGGUUAUUUAAAUAUCCAAAUAAAAACAACAUACCACUGUAAAUCUUAAAUGCUUGACCCAAAUGGAAAAAAAAAAAAACUUCAUACAUUUCCUGGUCAAGAAAUCACAAUAUAUUUUCAUGAGAGAUUUAUUGAAACAUGACGUUGUGCGCUCUUGAAAUAAGAAAGGUAUACCGUCAAAUCACUGACAACGCAAAUCGAUGAGAAACUAGCGUUAGCGAUAAUCACAUGUUAAAAUUCUGCCGACGAUAACAAGACAUGUUAAUACAUAAUUUAGCAAACUUUUUUGGAAAUGGCUACCUAAAGCCAUUUUCUUUUGUGAAAGAUAUACACUGUUGUACUGAUUUAAUGUUUAGCUGACUGUUUUUUUUUUAAAUGUGUUAUUAUUACAAACAGAUCUUAUCAUCAAAUGUUGAAAACUACGAUUAAGCAUAAGUGGUUUACCUGGUUGCGUGUUGAGAAAUAUCACAACACAAUGACACAACUCUCAGGCCAUCGACCAAUCAAGGGGGAUUAAUCACGUUGUAAGUGGGGUGGGGGGGGGUUCUUUACAGCAUUAUCUACCCUUUAUUGUUUUGUUUUUAAAGAAAUGCAGUUAAUUGAUCCCCCAAUCUCCCCCGCCCCCCCUUUUUUUUUCCCUCACCAACAGCUUAAUGCACUGCAAGAAUUACAAAAGGAGUUGGUGGAAAAGAUAUCUUCUUCGUGUAAGUAUUUACAGAUCACAAACCUAAGUGACAAAUAAUGUUUAAUGGAUAAUAUUUAAAAUAAUGUUUUGUCGAUCCUUUGUAUAGUGUGUGUGUGUGUGUCUGCGUAUGUGAUAUCUUGUUACUUUUUUCUGCUUAAUUUGUGUCAUAAUAGAAAUGUUCACUGUAAGCCUAUACAUGCCUUGGUAUCUGUCGUCUCCUAACGUGUUCUGAGUUGUUGUUUUUUUUUAUUUGGUUAUUUUAAUCAUGUCUGCUAACUUCUUUUCUUUCUUCCCUUCCUCUCUGCCAGCGGUGCUCAAAGAGCCUUUCACAGACAACAACAAAAACAUGAACAACUAAAUCAAGAGUGGUGCUCACGCCGUCGUGAGAGGGUUCUUUCGUUGGGAGUGGCAUUACUUAAAGUCCUGUGCAAAUUGUCCUAUUUAUCUCAACAACAACAAAAAGACGUGGCGGUGUCUUACAGCAACAAACAAGGAUAAAAUUAACAUGUGCCCAACAACAAACAUGUAGCCCACUAUAAACAUGUAACAUUCGAAACAUAUGUAGCCACUGCAAACAUAUAGCCCACUACAAACAUGUAGCCCACUACAAACAUGUAGCCCACUAUAAACAUGUAGCUCACUAUAAACAUGUAGCUCACUACAAACAUGUAGCCCACUACAAACAUGUAGCCCACUACAAACAUGUAGCCCACUAUAAACAUGUAGCUCACUAUAAACAUGUAGCUCAC